AUGUCUUCUGUGCCUAUGGAUCCGAAAAGAGCGUUAGAUCAUCACACACAAUUUGAAUUGGUUGAAAAUUCGGAAGAGUGUUUAGCGUUGAAAGAGAAUGGAGUAGAGGGAAGUUGGUUUCCCAUGCAUUUGCAUCGAGUGAGAUUGCCUUUAGAAACGAUUAGCAGCAUUCUGCAAAACACGACAAUCACCAAUGAAAAGCAUCUUGCUUCAAACGCUAAACCAACACCACAAGAAUUUAUUGAAAUUCAAUUGGUGAAUAUUCAUUUGAGACCACCUUUGAACGAUAAUGGUUCUGCAACGCUUUGGACAGCCUAUCUCACGAAUAAGUAUCGUUUGAAUGAGGUUCAAUAUUUGAUAUCACAUUUUGAGAAGGAGAAAAUUUUGAUACCGAUCCAUUCAAUACGACGACAACACGAUAACAUUAUUUUCAAAAAGCCAAACAUUCCAAUCAUCAUGUUAGGUGAUUAUAAUGAGCAUGAUCAUGAUUCAGCAUUAACUUUUUUGACAAAAGAAUGUUUAUAUAAACAUGAGGAAGGCACUCAAACAUUGGUUCCAUUAUUUAGGGAUGCAUUAAAUGAAUUUGUGCCUCAGACAUGA
This is a messenger RNA of Naegleria fowleri, 600 nucleotides long. RefSeq lists its product as uncharacterized. The transcript has a single exon. NCBI's taxonomy places the organism in Eukaryota, Heterolobosea, Eutetramitea, Acrasida, Naegleriidae. The coding region runs from base 1 to 600 and encodes 199 amino acids. The record is from RefSeq and is a predicted model, not a curated record.